UAUUUUAAGGAUCAAAUAAAUAAAGGUCAAAGGUUAUUUCGAGUUUCAGUUUCAGUUGGAAUAGGAUUUUGGAGGUUGAUUGGAAAUCUGCCCUAAAUCAGGAAAUUGUGUUCAAGAUUUGCUUUGAUCCCCUUUUCCGAUUGAGAUUGGGUCACUGUCCCCAAACCCUAGGCAUGCUUCCAUAUAAUUGCUCUGUCCCUCUCUUUCUACUUUUAGUUACUAUAUUUACGUAAACUGCAUUAUUAUUAUUAUUAUUAUUAUUAUAGCAGAGGAAAGAAUUCUUCUUUAUCAGAAUUAUGGAAUCAGAUGAAGGGAAGCUAUUUGUAGGAGGAUUAAGAUGGGAAACAACGGAGGAGAAGCUAAGAGACUAUUUUAGCAAUUAUGGAGAAAUUAAACAUGCCACGAUCAUGCGUGAUAGAUACACUGGCUUGUCCAGACGCUUUGCUUUUGUUCUCUUCUCUGAUCCUUCUGUUAUUGAUAUCAUUCUUCAGGACAGACACAACAUUGAUGGCCGUUCGGUGGACACUAAGAGGGCUUUACCAAGAGAACAGCAGCAGAGCUUGAGAUCGCAACUUCCUUAUGCUGGCGAAGAUAUAGAAACAGAACCUGAAGGGAAUGUCAGAACUAGAAAAAUAUUUGUGGGUGGGCUACCUUCUUCCCUUACUGAAGAAGAGUUUCGGCAGUACUUCCAAAAUUACGGUAAUGUGAAAGAUAAAGUAAUAAUGUAUGACCCAAGCACUGGUCGCCCUCGAGGAUUUGGUUUCAUCACCUUUGACACAGAAGAUGCUGUUGAUAAAGUUCUUCAUAAAAACUUUCACGAACUGAAAAAUAAACUAGUGGAGGUAAAACGCGCCCUGCCUAAAGAAGCAAAUCCUGCUGGCAAUGGUGGUGGUGGAGGUUACUUGGGUUAUGGUUCUUCUGGUCCCAUUAGGUCUGCGCAGCCUACUUUUGUUGGUUACAAUCCCUAUAACUAUGGCUAUGGUUGUGAGAUUUAUACUUGCUACGGUGGGGCAGCUGGAGUAUAUGUGAAUCCAUCUUUGGCCAGCAUUGGUUAUGCUAGCAGCUUGCCCGGUGUCACAAUAAACCAGUGGAGCAGCCAGAAUCAUGGGUAUGGUCCUUUCUAUAAUUUAGAUGCAAGUUAUGGGGCUUCUAGUUCGUGGGGUGCUUCAGCCAAUCGCGCUACUUUUUUGCCAUCAACUAGUAAUUCUCAGGGUCAUGCUUCUCAAAAUGGGAAUCAGGGGAAUGGUUACAGCACCUACGCUAGAAAUAAAGGCUCUUUCACUGAUUCUGAUGGUAAUGAGACUAGUGAUACGCAUACAGAUAAUGCUCCAAACAGCAGUAUCUGUGAGGGGUCUACCGAGGCAGGGAAACACGAGGCAAAUGGGCACAACACAGCAACAAUCUGUGACAGCAGUAAUGGUUCUCCGGGGUUUCCAAAUGCAGCUUGGGUUUCUGAUAAAUAAGAAAUUCUGAGUUAAUAUUGUGGUAGACUAAGGGAAAACUGACAGCACUGACCAUAUCAUUAAAUAUCAGCUUCUAAUUAAGAAUCACUCAAAAGAAAAAGUAACCCAGUUAUAACUCCACCAGUUCGGUCGCAAGAGAUCCGAUGACUGGUUGAAUUACUGCAGUCUAUGUAUUGGUUAUUUAACAGUUACAUUUACAUUCUUACAAUGCAGAUGAGUAGUGUUACUUUAAACUGCACUGGUGAUACAGUGUGUAUUGUCUUUGCUUAAAGAUGUUAUCUAACUGAGGUUGCUUAUA
This is a messenger RNA of Nicotiana tabacum (common tobacco), 1761 nucleotides long. RefSeq names its product heterogeneous nuclear ribonucleoprotein 1-like. Gene Ontology annotation, molecular function: RNA binding. NCBI's taxonomy places the organism in Eukaryota, Viridiplantae, Streptophyta, Magnoliopsida, Solanales, Solanaceae. The record is from RefSeq and is a predicted model, not a curated record.